GAGGGAAGGGGUAUAUAUAUACAUACCUCCCAUUUUCUCAAUACAAAUCCUUCUCUAUCUUCAUUUCCAUCCCCUUCUUCAUUCUUCUUCAAAACCCCGGCGAGAUCGACGGCUGCGAUGGCGACCACCGACGACGUGAAGCUGUUGGGGACGUGGUGGAGCCCGUACGCGCUCCGAGUCCGAAUAGCUCUGAACCUCAAGUCGGUGAAGUAUCAGUUCAUCGAGGAGCCAAUGUGGCCGAAGAGCGAGCUCCUCCUCGAAUCCAACCCGGUUUACCGGAAAGUCCCCGUCCUCAUCCACAACCGCCGCCCCAUCCCCGAAUCCACCCUCAUCGCACAGUACAUCGAUGCCGUCUGGGCUUCUUCUUCUCCCCCGUCGUCGUCGUUGUCGUCGUCGUCCAUCUUUCCCUCCGAUCCCUACCACCGCGCCACCGCCCUCUUCUGGUCCGGGUUUGUCGACGAUCAUAUAUUCCCAACUAUGCGCCGCAUGCGGCUAGCGGCGGACGAGGGAGCCAAGGGAGAAGAGAUGAAGAAGCUCCUGGAAGAGCUAUCCCAGCUGGAAGAUGUACUGUUACAGAGCAAAGGAAACAAUAAUAAAAAUAACAAAUUCUUUGGCGGGGAGAGGAUUGGGUGGCUGGACAUUGCUCUGGGAUGCUUCGUGGGUUGGUUCCGGGCCGUCGAGGUGUCCAACGAUGUCAAGUUAUUCGAGGGGACUCCCAAUUUGUCCCAAUGGGCGGAGGAUUUCGCCGCCGAUGAUGCCGUCAGAGGUGUCUUGCCGUCGACGGAGGAGCUGGUGGAGUUCAGCGAAGAUUUCACUAAUAAACUGAGAGAGGCGGCCGGCUGCCGUUAAAAUCAAUUAAUUAAGGUUGUUUUUUUUUUUCGCAUUUGGGCCGGCUUCGAUCUUGUACGUCCUUGUCGCAUUUCAAUUAUUCGCCGAUCUACUAGAUAGUGUUCUUUGUUCGUGUUGUGUGUGUUUUUGGUACUCUUCUUCUGUUCUAUUCAAUUUGUGGGUGUACCUGAAAUAAAGCUUUUGAUGCCUC
This is a messenger RNA of Cuscuta campestris, 1039 nucleotides long. The record is from the annotation of a GenBank genome assembly. Lineage: Eukaryota; Viridiplantae; Streptophyta; Magnoliopsida; Solanales; Convolvulaceae.